AUGUAUAAGAUUCUUUCUUUGAUUAUUCUAUUCAUUUGUGGAAGCGCAGUCGCGCGUCAAUCUGGUAUGUUAUCAAGUUCAAUCAGUCGUAUCAUGCCAUCUGCGACGCAAAAUGUCAAGAGUGCUGAUUUGUGUUCUACAUGUGUCAGCACAUUCGAUAUGUUGAUCUAUUUUGUCAUUGAUGGAAUUAUGGAACUGGGUAUUGCAACAACAUGCGAUGACUUAUGUCAAUAUGUUACACAAAAAUCCCAAUCGCCGUAUUUAGAAGCUAUUUGUUCAAUUGGUUGCGAUAUUGUUGGAAUAAACGAAUUCAUUCGCAUAGCAACAAAGGUCGAUCUUGAUCCAAUUUAUUUCUGUGAAUUAUUAACAAUUUGUCCAAUUAAUGAUCAUGGUGACGCGAAAAUCAAAGCAUUUGUCAUUUCACCACCGCAUGCGACAGCUUCUACUAAAUUUGUUUUUGAUGUAACCUUUCAAUCGGUCAAUGGAACUGGUACAGGUCAAUUACUGUACACUGUUAAACCAGUUGAUGAUCUCAAGAUUUCGUCGUUCUUGUUAAUGGAAGAAAAAAAACCAGGUUUAUAUGCUGAACGUUUUGCUAUUGAUACGACUCCUGAUCCAGAUUGUGAAUCCGACAUUAAUCCUUGUGAAGAAUGGCUUCCUGGUGUUUACAAUGUUACAGUUAUGAUUUGUAAUGGAGAAUGUAAUUCACAGCAUCCUCAUAGCCAGGUUUAUGACACGGUCAAAGGUUCAUUUCAAAUUGAUUAA
Messenger RNA from Adineta ricciae, 765 nucleotides. The record is from the annotation of a GenBank genome assembly. Lineage: Eukaryota; Metazoa; Rotifera; Eurotatoria; Adinetida; Adinetidae.